Fonsecaea nubica is the source of this 1791-nucleotide messenger RNA. RefSeq lists its product as hypothetical. The record is from RefSeq and is a predicted model, not a curated record. NCBI's taxonomy places the organism in Eukaryota, Fungi, Ascomycota, Eurotiomycetes, Chaetothyriales, Herpotrichiellaceae. The coding region runs from base 1 to 1791 and encodes 596 amino acids. The transcript is spliced from 4 exons.
AUGGCGUGUAACGCCUCCACGAGUCAGUUUAUGUUUGUCGAGUACUCGAAGCCCGUCGAACCGGUCAAGGGCCAGAAGAAGCGCCGUGGCGGUCCCAGUGAAGUCCGCGCGCACAUCACCAAGAAUUACCACCGAGCGCUGAGAGUCAAGCGCCUCGAGGCGCUCAAAAAGGGACCAGACAGCAGUCCAGUCGAGAAAUCAAAAUUAGAGCCUCGCGAAAGUCCUGCGCGGGAUACGACGGAAGGAGAUGAACAGCAUUGGGAGAAGGGCGAUGGAGGUGAACCAUCGUCGCGCGAACCGUCAUGUCCUUCCUCGACUCCUCCCGGGGAGGAUGACUACAAGGAUAUCGCUCGCCAGCUAAACAGCGCUCACCAUCUUCAAUCUGCCCUCGGCGAGGGUCGAGUCGAUCCCUUCGACGCCUUCCCAGUUCAGGGCGUGCCCCUCUUCAUUCAUCAAGUUCUCGACCACGCCUUGUCCUACUCCUGGCCCAACACCGUUCCGGUCAAACGUUCUCUUUCCAAUAUGCACCCCGUCAAGGCCGCCUGGUUGAAGUGCGGUAUGGAACAUCCUGUAGCAUUCCACGCCUUUGUCUACGCAGCGUCGUUUCACGUCCUAUGCGCAUACAACGGGCGGGAGAUCAGCGACUCGGCCCCGCUCCUCCGGCUGUCGCACAAGGUCGAAACGAUCAAGCUCGUAAACGAGCACUUGCGAUCGCUCAGCCUUUCUUCCUCAUCCUCGGCCUCCUCCAAACGAAAGGGACGAGACCACAACAACGCACCGAGAGAAAACAGAAACGCGAACGAAGCUGUUGCGACGACGACGGUCCCCACUGAUGCGCUGGUCAUGGCUGUGACCAUCAUGAGCAUUCACAACGCCAGGGACGACACCGUCUACCCAAAAGUCCACCCGGUGUCGCCUAUGGCCAAAGUCAACAAUCUCCACGUCUACGGCGCCAUGAUCAAUGAUGAAAAGCAUAUCCAGGGCAUAUUGCUCCUGGUCAGUCAGAAAGGAGGAUUGGAAGGCCUGGAGUUGUACGGGUUGGCCGAUACAAUGCAAUUGUGUGAUUUGUAUUUUGCUUCAAAAUACGUGUGCAGCCCGAACUUCCCGUGGCGUCUGCCCACCAAGUCACUCGUCUCGACCGGAAAACAUUUACUCGACCCCGUGGCGAUUGACUUGGAUUCCAAACUCGGCGCAGGUUUCCGGUAUCUACGUCAAAGUCCGGCCGGCCGACAACUGCUCGACAUAUUGGACACGUACUCUGAGGUUACCGUGGCCCUAGACCACCAUGUACGCGGCGGUUCCACUGCCCCGGAACUCGCGGAGCUCACAGAAGUUCGCAACUGGGCGCAGCAUCGACUACUAUCUCAGAUGCCGUGUUCGUUGGAUUUUUCGAACCCCGAACUGUGUGUUCAUCAUGCCGUGCGACUAGGGGUAUUGGUCUUCAGCGAAAUGGUCAUCUUUCCCCUACCUCCUCCGCAAAAAGUGAAACCCAGGCUUGCUCUUAUGCUGCAACAAACUCUCGAUGCCUGUGACAUUCUUGGCUGUUGGGACCUGCACGGCCAGGUCUUGCUGUGGUGUCUCACGCUGGGAGCAAUCGCAUCAAAUUUCACGCCCCAUCGACCCUGGUAUAUCGAGCAGCUGUUGCAGCAGAUUCUACUCUUACAGAUCCAAGACUCGUCUAUUCUGGAAGUGAUAUGCUCCAGAUUCUUGUGGUGGAAGCCGAUUUGCAGUGAGCCACUCCAAUGGCUCUGGGAUGAAAUGUUCCCGCCGAGCUCAAUAGAAGCUACUUGA